Pan troglodytes (chimpanzee) is the source of this 1310-nucleotide messenger RNA. RefSeq lists its product as uncharacterized. The record is from RefSeq and is a predicted model, not a curated record. NCBI's taxonomy places the organism in Eukaryota, Metazoa, Chordata, Mammalia, Primates, Hominidae.
UUGGGAAACUGGCAGGCGGGGGCGGAGCCGCCAGCAACCCCGCCCCAGCCCCCGGAGGCCCGAGGCCAAGGCGGACGAGGCGCCCUGCUGCCCGGGAAGGCCGUUGCUGCCUGGAGGCCAUGUCAGUGUCGGGGCACCGCACUCAGACUGCUGGCGGCGAGGACCCAAGGGCACUGCGGGGUCAGCGGCGAUGUGCGAGCAGGGUCCUCGGAGCCCCAGGGCCCACCUUUGACAGGCGCUGGAGGAGAACCUGUGCUGGGGAGCCCUGUGCUGGGGGCAUCCCUGUGCUGGAGGUCUCUGUGCUGGCGGGAUCCCCGUACUGUGGGGGUCCCUGUGCCUGUGCUGUGGGCUCUGUGCUGUGGGCCCUGUGCCGGGGGCAUCCCUCUGCUGGGGGGAUCCCUGUACUGGGGGGCCCUGUGCUGGGGGAAUCCCUGUGCUGGGGGCCCUGUGCUGGGGGGAUCCCUGUGCUGGGGGCCCUGUGCUGGGGGGAUCCCUGUGCUGGAGGUCUCUGUGCUGGCGGGAUCCCUGUACUGUGGGGGGUCCCUGUGCCUGUGCUGGGGGGCUCUGUGCUGCGGACCCUGUGCUGGGGGGAUCCCUGUGCUGGGGGGCCCUGUGCUGGGGGGGUCCCUGUACUGGGGGGCCCUGUGCUGGGGGGAUCCCUGUGCUGGGGGCAUCCCUGUGCUGGGGGGAUCCCUGUGCUGGGGGCAUCCCUGUGCUGGGGGGAUCCCUGUACUGGGGGGCCCUGUGCUGGGGGGAUCCCUGUGCUGGAGGUCUCUGUGCUGGCGGGAUCCCCGUACUGUGGGGGGUCCCUGUGCCUGUGCUGGGGGGCUCUGUGCUGCGGGCCCUGUGCUGUGGGCAUCCCUCUGCUGGGGGGAUCCCUGUACUGGGGGGCCCUGUGCUGGGGGGAUCCCUGUGCUGCGGGCCCUGUGCUGGGGGGAUCCCUGUGCUGGGGGGAUCCCUGUGCUGGGGGCAUCCCUGUGCUGGGGGGAUCCCUGUACUGGGGGGCCCUGUGCUGGGGGGAUCCCUGUGCUGGGGGGAUCCCUGUGCUGCGGGCCCUGUGCUGGGAGGAUCCCUGUGCUGGGGGCAUCCCUCUGCUGGGGGGAUCCCUGUACUGGGGGGCCCUGUGCUGGGGGGGUCCCUGUACUGGGGGGCCCUGUGCUGGGGGGAUCCCUGUGCUGGGGGCAUCCCUGUGCUGGGGGGAUCCCUGUACUGGGGGGCCCUGUGCUGGGGGGAUCCCUGUGCUGGGGGGAUCCCUGUACUGGGGGGCCCUGUGCUGGGGGGAUCCCUGUGCUGGGGGGAUCCCUAUGUGA